Messenger RNA from Patella vulgata (common limpet), 6101 nucleotides. RefSeq names its product mitochondrial folate transporter/carrier. Gene Ontology annotation, biological process: folate import into mitochondrion; nucleotide transport. The coding region runs from base 192 to 1181 and encodes 329 amino acids. The transcript has 8 exons. NCBI's taxonomy places the organism in Eukaryota, Metazoa, Mollusca, Gastropoda, Patellidae. Gene Ontology annotation, molecular function: FAD transmembrane transporter activity; folic acid transmembrane transporter activity. The record is from RefSeq and is a predicted model, not a curated record. Gene Ontology annotation, cellular component: mitochondrion.
AUGAAAUGGUGUCAGCCAUUAUAAAGAAGUAGUGAACGGUGAAAUUUGUAUUUAGAAAAGUCAUGAGUUAUUAAAAAUACUAGGAUAGCAAUGUCAUGAAUUAGGAUGCGGAUUACGAUUUUGUUGGACCCUGGGCUACAAACAUUAACAAGUCAAUCUUGUACAUAAGAACCGGUAUAUUAUAACCAAAGAUGGCAGAGGGAACUGGUAACGGCCCAAAAUGGGGCAGUUUGUACUCAACAUUACGGCAAGUUAAAGGCGCUGAACAUCUGAUAGCUGGCAUGAGUGGUGGGGUGAUAUCAACGUUAGUCUUACAUCCUCUAGAUUUAGUUAAAAUACGAUUCCAAGUAAAUGAAGGGUAUGAUGUAAUUGGUAAAAGACCUCAGUAUAAAGGAAUAUUCCAUGCAUUAAAAUCUAUAGCCAAAUCUGAUGGGGUCGUUGGAUUAUAUCAAGGAGUCACACCUAAUGUCUGGGGAGCUGGAAUCUCAUGGGGGUUUUAUUUUUUCUUUUACAACAGGAUUAAAUCAUGGAUGCAAGAUGGUGACAGUAAAAAAAAUGUUGGACCAGCUAGACAUAUAUUAGCUGGCACAGAAGCUGGCUUUGCAACUUUAGUUUUAACCAAUCCAAUCUGGGUAACGAAGACUAGAUUAUGUUUACAAUAUGAAGGGACGGCAUUAUCCGGUACUGCUACUAGAUCAUCUCAACAUUAUAAGGGCAUGAGUGAUGCUUUAAUAAAGAUAUAUUCCACUGAGGGUGUUAGGGGGCUUUAUAAGGGUUUUGUUCCGGGUGUAUUUGGUAUUUCCCAUGGUGCCUUACAGUUUAUGGCGUACGAAGAAAUGAAGACGUGGUAUAACAAUAGACGUAAUUUGCCUCUAGAUUAUCGAUUGACCUCAUUGGAGUAUGUGACAUUCGCAGCUUGUUCCAAAAUGUUUGCUGCAGUGGCUACGUAUCCUUAUCAAGUUUUACGGUCCCGCUUACAAGAUCAACAUCGUAAUCACAAAAAUGUACGAGAGGUUGUAAAAAAUAUUAUCAAGUACGAGGGAUUUCCUGGUCUGUAUAAAGGAAUAGGUGUUUAUCUGUGGCACGUGACACCUAAUAUUUGUAUCGUCUUUCUACUUUACGAGUACAUCACGAAUUGGAAACCCGCCACACCAGACUUAGUUGCAGAGACAGAUAUAUGAACGGUUUUAAUAUAAUUGAAUUUACUAUUGUUAUCUUUAUUAACCCUUUUCAUCAAAUAGUUGAUCUCAUAUUUUACAAAGUUAGACUGUUUGGAGGGAAGGGUCUUAAAAAAGUUCAGAUCAGCAAAUCAACUGACAUACUGGAAUUUGAUGUGAAUAGAUUGAUUUAGCAAUCAAUUGUUUUGAAAAAAAAAUUAUAUAACGUUUGAGAUUACUUAUUUAAUGACUUUUGUAUAUUAGAUUAAUAAUAAAAUAUGAGAUUUGAUAUUUAAUGUUAAGGGCUAUUUAUUGAGAUUCCAAUAUUACUGUAAUGUAAAUACGGCUCUUCAUUAGUAAUUUUGCUAGUCGGACAUGAUUUUUAAAAGUCAACACUGAAAUUGUUUUUUCAGUCAACUCAAAGCCUAUAAAUCUUGUAUUUAUGUAGAUUUGUUAUCCAAUAUUGUACUUUGCUCAACGAAUUUUUGACAUUCUAUCAAAUUAUAUUUAUUGACCAGGUGACAGAUAUCUUAACUGGUCAAUUUGAUUGUCAGUCCAGUCAAGACUUGUGGAUUCUAAUGAAUUUAAGAGUCUUAAUAUUAUAGUGAUGUUUUAUUAAGGCGGCUAUGUCAUGCUCACUGUUGUUUUUUUUAAACACAACAUUCGAUCAUAUCGAGGCCUGGAAGUAACAAUUGUUGCUGUUGAAUAUGUACUCAAAACCCGAAUUUAAAAGAGAAGUCGUAGUUUACGAUGGUUCUUUGAAGAAAAAAGUAUGUUUAAACAUUCAAGCUAAAUAUUACUAUUUGAAGAAAGAGACUCUUAGCCUUAUUUGGAAGUGCCAGCUGUAUGAAAAUGAUAGCAAAAACAGUUCUAAGAGCUUUUCACCCUGAAUUAACCAGAUAUAUUCACUGAAACCUAUCGAGGAUUUCUCCUCUGAACUGUGGCAUUGUCAGUGACAGAAGAAUUAUUUUCAGGCUUAAAAAUAUCAUCUUUGUUGAAAACAUUCUAGAUAAUUUAUCAAAUUUAAGAAACGUUGCUCAUGAGAUGUCAACAACUUUGAUUAUGAAUCAAUAAAAGCAUGUUAAAUAUCGCACAAUUUCAGAUCAUAAUUAAAGACGGACUUGCUGCAAGAUAUUACUUUCAUCACUCGUGUAGAAAUAAUUUAUCUUUUUGUGUGUAGAAUAACUAGUACGUCAAUACCCAUGUAUACUGGUGUAACAUUUCCCUGUGACAAGCGAGAAAUUCUGUAAGAUUUGUUAAGGGGUACCCGGUAAUGUACUGGUUUUGUUAGAAAUAAUUGGAAUGUUGAAUAAAUGCUAGUCUUCAGAAAAAAGAUUUACUCUUUUUCAAAAAUAAUAGAUCCUAUCCUAUUUUGAAAGUGAACUCAUCCAUUUGACAUCACAAAUUGUAAAUAUAAAUAUACUGUAUCAGUUCACUUUCAAGUGAGGGGCGUGUUUGAAUUGAAAUUGUCAAUUUUAUAACCAUUAUUUAAGAUACAUUGAUAUUAUUGUUCAGAUUAUGCAUAGUUAUAACCAAAAUGCAGCAGAUUGAAUUUAUAUGUAUAUCAUUCCAAUUAUGUACCAUUCAAUUAUUUGUACAACUGAACCCAGUUGUAUAACACUUAUUACUUUCAAUGACAUUUGACAACAAUAGGACAUUCCGGAUUUACAGUUGUCUUCUUUGUCACGGAUAAUACUUAUUCUUUACAAACCCAGAGUAUUAUGUAAAAUAAAAAAAAACUGGCCUUGGGUUUCUAAGGAAGAUCUACAUGUAGUGUUAUAUGUUGGGUAAAGUUAUACACCUCACUGUUUUAAUAAAUAUCAUGUUUAAAUUAUAAAUAUGGUAUAAUUGUACCUGUCUGUGAUGUGGUUUAUUUUAAAGGAGCUAAACUUCUUUGAUAUAUAGGUAAAAAUAAAAUGUAAUUGAAUUGGGUUGAUCUGAUUUGAUAUGUUAUUUUGAUAAGUAAUGGGACUAGCUUAAUACAAUUAAAUUUUUGCUUUUGACAGAUUAAGCAAACAUAAAUUGUUUACUAAUUUUAGUUUCAUUUUUGGCAUACUGUGUCCACAGUGGAUUAUAAAAUUGGUUAUAUCUCAUCUCUUAUAUACCAUGUUUAAACUAUAAAGAUAUAUAGUGGAUUGUUUAUUGUAUGCUAAUCUUAUGGUUUUAUCAUAGGAUGUUCCAAUUUACUCACUUUAUUACAUCUUGUGGUCAUUUUUAAAAUAUAAAGAGUAACUAUUUAAUCAACUUCUCUUGAGACAAAGGUUUUAAGGUCAAUGAGACAGUGCUAUACAUCAUGGGGCCUGUCAUUGCGUCACGUCAUGUGGUUUUGAUCCAGAACUUUGUUGGUUUUCUCGGGUUAGUGUGGAUUUUCAAUGUAUUGAAUCUCUGUGGCAUUGAUACGUGUCGUGGUUAGUGAUAUCUAUGGUAACUUGCUUGUAAAAUAUAUGUAUAUGAAUUUGUAUCCUGAUAUCUGAUUGGUUAAUUUCUCUGGCUGUCAAAGACCUCGGCAAAGAAAUGCAGAGGCAUGCACUCAAUUAUUAUAAAAACAUUUACAUUCAAGUUAAAGUAAUUUUUUUUUUCUUUUCAAUCAUUUUAUCAUCAGAAAAUAUGGAAACAUAGUUACCGGAGACAAUUGUCUUAUAUUAAAGAAGUCCUUUCAAUCAUUUUGUCAUUGCCAUGAUAAUAGACAUGUUAUUGUUAAUAUAUUUGUAUGGAAGGGAGGUAAUUUGGAUGAGAGUUGAAUGGAUGUUGUAAAAAUGAAAAUAUUUUAUUGUAAGAAUUUAACUGCCUUGAAUUUGAUAUUGCAUCUGAAAAAAAAUAGCUGAAAUUGAAUUAAUGUGGGAAAAUGCUUGGGAUGCGAAAAACUUUGAUUGUUGUUGCAAGAAAAAUUUUGUGGCAUAAAGUGGGUAUAUGGUGGUCUUCGUUCAAUAUUUUGGGGUUGGAUGCUUUCCUAGUACAUUUUUUUUUUUUUUUUUUUUUUUUAGAAAUUUAAUAAUCAUUUAUUUAGUAAACUAAACUUCUAAUGCUAAACUUACUAAAGUCUGUAAUACAAACAAAUAGAAAGAAAGUAAGAUCUGUACCCAAAAUAAAUAGAGAGCACCAGUCUUUCAUAGUUACCAUGCCUUAAUCUCAAAUACUAAAUCAUCUUACUAGUGAAACGUUUUAGCAUAAGGUUUUUAGAAUGGAAAAUCUAAUUAUUUACGAUACAAUAUUAUUUAUGUCAUUUAUAAAGUGUGCUCUGUUGUAGGGAAUCAAAUUUCAAUAUCCCACCCCCUCUGUUGCAGGGAAGGGGGGUUGGGUGGCCGAAUGGUCAACGCGCGUUGCAUCAUAAGAUCAGUCAUUGAGUCAAGUGGCAUGUUUUUUAAUCCCCGCUUGUACAUGAGAAAGUGUAAGGUCGCCUGUCUAACCUUGUGGGUUUUCUCCGGUUUCCUCAUACUGCUAAAGACCCCUACUUACAAGUGAAUUUAUGAAAUAAAAAAUUGAACAAUAUGUUAGUCCCGUAAUGGUCUAGUUUGUGUCAAUUCAAUAUCUUCCCCCCUUCCCCUGCUUUCCAUUUAAUUUGCUUAAGUAAACAUCUAGCUUGAAAUUGUAAAGUAAAGCCAAUAUUAUUAUGUUUUGACAUAAUUUAAUUUUGUUUGGUUUUUUAAUUGUUGAGAUAUAUUCUUUUUUCCUUAAUAUUAAUUUAUCUUUUGUUGUUUCAUCUAAUUUAUUUGUGUCUUUAUUUUUGAUCAUUAUUUUCUCUUUGGUUUUAAUACCAUUUAUGAUAUUAAAGGUCCAUCAUUCAUAUGGAAAACACAUGGGUCACAUCCAUUUAAAAUGAGUUAUCUAUAUGUGAAUUAAUAAUUGUUGUGAAAACUGCAUUUGGACUACAACCUAAAAUAUAUAUUGUAUAUUAAAUAUUGUCAUGUACAGUAAUUUUUGUCCAUCCCUUUGGUUUUCUCUCACUGGUAAAACCCCUUACGUUCAAGCAAAUUAUUAAAGUAAAUAUUUAAAUAAUGUUCGUCUUGAAAUAACCUUAUUUGUAUGGAGUGAGUGUUUAACACUAAUUUAAUUUGCAGUUAAUAAAGGGCAAAUAAUUGUAAUUUUACUAUCCUGAUAUGACAGUGUUCAGAUACCUUUCAUAGAACUUUAAAAAAUGUGGCUAAAUCUAGCCCAGUGUUUUAUUUGUAAAUUCAUUUGUACAGUUGAAAAAUAUUGUUUAUACUAUAUCCUUUGUUAGAUAUACACAUGUAUAUACAUACUAUUAAUCAUCAUCAGUCAAAUUUGUUAUCAUGUAUUUAAUUGUUGGUUAAACCAUAAUAUGCCGAUCAAUUCCCAAACAUAUUAUUUUAUACAUUUUUGUGGAAAAUUUAAUUGCUGUACGUUUAAUUGCAUGGUGUAUUAUACCUGACAAAAUGUGUAUACUAGCAUUACAUAUUUUGGCAGAUAUGGCAAACCAUACAACUAAAUGUAAAUCAAUUGUGUGUAUUGAUUAUGGUUAAUCAUAUCCAAUUAUAUCUCUGAAACCUAUUUGAUCUUGUUCACUUGCCUACUCUGGUUUGCUGACAAUAAAAUCACUGUAGUCUUCAGUAUACAAUUUAUGGGGUUAAGUUCAAUCCAAUACCAAAAUUAAUUUGUCAAGUCUCUUUAUAUUUUUCCUGUGGACAAAUUUUUCACUAUUUGAGAAUAGAGUUCUGCGGGAAAGAGUGAUUUGGCUAUCAGUGACCCAGAUGUACAUGUAUGAUUUGGCAAGUUAAGACUGUUAGGUUUCUGAUAAUAAAAUAAUGAGAGAUGAGUGGAGUAAGAUGGUUGAAUGAGGAGUACUUAAGGGUAAUCUCCAUAUAUGUUAUCUUUUAUUACAUAUUUACAGUGGUAUACAUUAUACACACUACUUACAGGUCGACAAGACAUGUCUAUCUAUUUUUAUUCGCUUAAAAAAUAACAAAUAAAUGUGGGGAGAGACAA